Mercenaria mercenaria is the source of this 1737-nucleotide messenger RNA. Its product is annotated as alpha- and gamma-adaptin-binding protein p34-like. The record is from RefSeq and is a predicted model, not a curated record. Bases 29 to 1210 code for a protein of 393 amino acids. The transcript has 9 exons. NCBI's taxonomy places the organism in Eukaryota, Metazoa, Mollusca, Bivalvia, Venerida, Veneridae.
AACUUUGCAAAAUAACACACAGAUUUUGAUGACGUUUUAUGCACUUCCUGUUCUGAAAAUGGCCACCCCUUGCAUUUUGUUUACGUCUUGUUCCAAUUUUUCUGCAGAAAAUAUUUUAAAAGAUAUUCUGAAAGUUGAAUCUCUACCUGAAGGGAAUAAAGUGAUAGAAAAUAUUGUUAGUUAUGAUUGGAGGAUUGAUACAAAGUACUACACAGCUGAUGUAAGGUUAUGUCUCACCAAGGAGAGAACCAUCGGGGAUGAGGAGUUUGCUGAAUCAGUCCAAGCUUUUGUUGUGCAUUUUGAUGCAGAAAAGAAAGAAAGUUUUGAGUCAGUAAAACUCUGGAAUGCUUACCUUAAGGAGAUAAAUCCUGAGAUUAAGAUGCUUGUGUGUGACAGGUGCUCAGAAAACUCAGCUGUUGGGCGACUUGAGACACAGACUUGGUGUAUAGAUAAUGCAUUUGAACUUGUGGAACUGAACCCUGAAGCAGAUAGUGACAGUGAAACUGAGGAUGACUUUAAGGAGACCACGGGUAUUAAGAGGAUUGUGCAAUCUCUCCAUGCUCAUACAUGGCCAAAUCUUGACUUAAAAGAAGACCAUCAUGUUGUGAGUCCAUUUAUGAGACAGCUUAUGAAAGAGGAACAUAAUGCUAAACAAUUGAAUAAUGAAACAAAUGACAAUAGUCAAAGCACUGAGAGGACUGAUAGUGCUACUGGUGAAAAUUUAAAUUCUGAAAGUAAAACUGUUCAAAAUGAUAGAUUGUGUACUGGAAAUUUAUCAGUAAAUAAUUCUGAAAACAAACAUGUAACUUGUGAUAAUCUUGUGACUGAAAGACAAGAUAAAAAUAGCUGUGAUAGUAGUAAUAAAGAUGUUAGUGAGGGAUCAAAACAGGAGGGGUCGGAAGGAGCUUGUGGGGCAAGUGGGGAUGGAAAGAAGGAAACAUCAAAGAAAAAGGCAAAAAAGCCUUCAAAAGAGGAGAGGUUAGACUCACUGUUACCAGCAGAGGAUAUGGCCUUGUUUGAAGCACUUGGAAAUGAAGAUCCAGGGGGUGAAUCCUUCGAGAAAUUGUUUGAAAAAUUUGCACACAUGAAAGAAAAAGCCAACUGUCUUCCACCACAAGAAAGGAAAAAAUAUGCUGAAAAUGUUGCUAUAGCUUUCUGGAGAGCUAUUGGAGGGGACGAAGAUGAAAUAGGUGACCUCGAUAGUGACUGACAAAGUUCUGCUGCUUUCACAACAUUGUCCAUUGAGCAAAAACUUGUUUGAAUUAUAGGAACUUUUUAUCAGAUUGUUUCAUUACAAAAUGUCAUUGAGCAGGAGUGGUGGUCUGAUUAUUUAAGUGUAGGCGGCUUAGCAUGGAGACAGGUCCAAGUUUGAACUACAUCAGAUCAGAAAACAUAUGCAAGUUAUCACAGAAACACAGCUGUUGGUGUUGAAAGUUUACCUAUUUCACGAGGGCUUAAUUUUUGCUAUAUUCGCGAGGCCCUACAUCUUGCAAAAAAAAUUCUCUCAUAAAUAUUCAUUAGACAUAUAAUUCUUAUUCAACUGAAGCAGGGUACCAUUUUUACAAUUUCCCAAUUAUUAAACCUCGCGAAUAUACUCAAAAUUUCAAAUUUGCGAAAUUGUAACCCAGCAAAAAUACGUGCUUUUACAGUAGAUAUUCUUUAUGGUUUAUUUCCUUUUACAGCCGAUUGUUUUAUUCAUUUAUUUAUGCAGUAUGUGAAAUAAAAACUGUACAUCCU